GCUGCGUCUACUUGUGUUUUGUUUACAAAUGCUGCACGACUUCUGUAAAGAAUGGCGAUCUCUAUAGCCAUCCUGGACUGUGACCUCCUCUUACAUGGCCGAGGACAAAAAACCCUGGACCGCUUUGACCUGGACUCUGUCUCCGACCAUUUCCUCCUCUCACAGUUUGGCUUCCCCAGACAUUUCAUCCUCUACCUGGUGGAGUUACUCAGAGAGGCUCUGUGCAGACGUACCCAGAGGUCCAGAGCCAUCAGUCCUGAGGUCCAGGUGUUGGCAGCUUUGGGUUUCUACACAUCCGGCUCUUUUCAGACGUCUAUGGGAGAUACUAUCGGGAUCAGCCAGGCGUCCAUGUCCAGAUGUGUGUCAAACGUGACCAAAGCCCUGGUGGAGAAAGCUCCUCAGUUCAUCACCUUCAACAGAGACCCCGCCAGCAGAGACCAAAACUUCCAGGAGUUCCAGAGGGUUGCAGGAUUUCCAGGAGUUCUGGGGGUGCUGGACUGUGUUCAGGUGACGAUCAAAGCCCCGAACAGCGAGGACUUUUCCUUCGUGAACAAAAAGGGUUUCCACUCUGUGGGCUGUCAGCUGCUCUGUAACGCUCGAGGACUCUUACUCAGUGCAGAAACCUGGCCAGGAGGACUCAAAGACACGGAGAUUCUGGAGAGAUCCGCUCUCUUUAAACAGCUGCAGGACAUCGAGGAUGGCUGGCUGCUGGGCGACUGUCGUUACCCUCUGAAGAAGUGGCUGAUGACGCCGGUCGAUAACCCAGAAACCCCGGCUGAGUUUCAGUAUAAUCUGGCUCACACGACUACACAUGAGAUUGUGGACCGGACCUUCAGGGCCAUCCAGACCAGAUUCAGGUGUUUGGACGGCACCAAAGGAUACCUUCAGUACUCUCCUGAGAAAAGUUCGGCUAUCUUGCUCGCCUGCUGCGUCCUCCACAACGCCUCCCUGCAGUCCGGAUUGGACGCCUGGACUCUGGAGAGAACCGACCCUCUGGAGCAGCCCGAGAGCCUCGAGCAGAGACCCGAGGACCGGGACAGCCAUGCGGAGAACAUGCGGAAACAGCUCAUACUCAAAACAGCUGAUCUGCUCUCUGGGGCGUCAAAGACUGAACUACGACUGUGACCAGAGUUAAAAAAAAGAAAAAGUCAAAUUUAAAGCAAAAGAAUCCACAGACACGGCGUUGCUGAUGCAGUUUUUUAAUAUUUUGCUGGUUUCUACUCUACGGACUACACUAAGAUAACAUAGUUGUAUAUGGAGGAACAUGCAAGACGCUAUACAACAAACCAAGACAACAGGUGAACAUGUCACAUUUCAAAUAACACCCUGGAACCCUACAGUUAUUUAAACUGUGUGCAGCCGCCGUGUUAUCGCAGUUCCUUUACAAGUGGAAAAAGUCUCCCUCCCUCCUUUUAUGUUCAUUUUUUAAACCCUCCCACCCUCCUUAGAUCCGCCUUUACCCCACUGAUUGUUUUUUUCUUUUCCACGUCAUUCAACAAUCUCACAAUA
Labrus bergylta (ballan wrasse) is the source of this 1509-nucleotide messenger RNA. Lineage: Eukaryota; Metazoa; Chordata; Actinopteri; Labriformes; Labridae. The record is from RefSeq and is a predicted model, not a curated record.